CCUAGGGUUUUCUGCCGCGGCCACGGAGACCGUCUCCUCCCCCUUUGACACCUUCAAUCCUCGGCCAUGGCGCCCGUCAAGAAGGCGAAGAAGAGCACUGAGAGCAUAAACAACAGGCUCGCUCUCGUGAUGAAGAGCGGGAAGUACACCCUCGGGUACAAGACAGUCCUUAGAUCCCUCCGCAACUCCAAAGGGAAGUUAAUUAUAAUUGCUAAUAACUGCCCUCCACUUCGCAAGUCUGAAAUCGAGUAUUAUGCAAUGUUGGCAAAGGUUGGAGUACAUCAUUUCAGUGGCAGUAAGUACUUCUAUAAGAAGCUGGUGUAG
Messenger RNA from Musa acuminata subsp. malaccensis (wild Malaysian banana), 324 nucleotides. The record is from RefSeq and is a predicted model, not a curated record. NCBI's taxonomy places the organism in Eukaryota, Viridiplantae, Streptophyta, Magnoliopsida, Zingiberales, Musaceae.